This is a messenger RNA of Opisthorchis viverrini, 960 nucleotides long. RefSeq lists its product as hypothetical. Bases 1 to 960 code for a protein of 319 amino acids. Gene Ontology annotation, molecular function: tRNA binding; kinase activity. NCBI's taxonomy places the organism in Eukaryota, Metazoa, Platyhelminthes, Trematoda, Opisthorchiida, Opisthorchiidae. The transcript has 5 exons. The record is from RefSeq and is a predicted model, not a curated record.
AUGAGAGAAAUAUUGCUUGUUACGCUAGUGGGUCUUCCGGCCAGUGGAAAAUCCUCAUUGUGCAGAACGCUGACCGAACGUUCUAUAUCGGAUUACGCCGUUGUUUGGAUACAUUUUGACAAUCUGAUACCACUUAGUGCGUUGCAUCCAGUGCCGGAAUCGGAUUCAGAGCCCUCUGAUUGGAAGCAUUGGAGACAAGUGAUCCAUGACUGUGUUGAACGAUGCAUUCAAGCUUGUCGGAACCCCACAAACCAGUCAUUAGUGACACAACAAUGUCGGUCACUCUUACCCAGUUUCCCUCCAUUCCCAGAUGAUAGUCCGUCGAACGUCAUCUUUUUAUUGGAUGAUAACUUCUAUUACUCAAGUAUGCGUCAUGCGUACUAUCUACUUGCCAAACGCUAUGAGGCUGGUUAUGCGUCAGUUGUUUGUUGUGCUGCUCUUACGGAUUGUAUGGAACGAAAUCGAGUCCGAGAAACAGCAGUUCCGCCCAAUGUUAUCUCAAAAAUGCACCAGCGAAUCGAGUGGCCAGAUCCAGAAGGAAAUCGUUGGGAGCAACAUACCUUCAUCGUAAACACUUCCAAAGACAUUAGUUCAGAAACCCUUGAUUCGCUUCAGGAGUUUUUGAUGUCCUCCUCUAAAAAGCCUUUUAGUUAUGUUGCUGAGAUCGAACAAGCCCAAAGGCGUGAACAAGAUCGGAAAGCCAAUUUUGAGAGCAUCUUGCAUCAGGUUGACAUUUCUCUCAGAUCCAAGGUUCAAGUUGUGAUGCAAUCUCACACCCCACAGUGGAAAUCAAAACAUUCCAAACAGUUGAGCGACCUGAAAUCGGAUACUAUGAACGCUAUACGCACCAAGAUUUUGAGCGACCCUUCUAAUGAGACUUUGGAAGCAUAUCAGCGCGAGGCAAUCACCCUGUUUGAGAGAGGUUUGGAGCAACUUCUUAGUCAAACGACUCUUUCCUGA